AUGGCGCUCUGCAUCGCACGCAGCCGGCCAGACAUGUACGGGCUGGGCAUCCGGCUCGCAGUCUACAUCCAAUGGCUCGCCGUCGCCCUCUUUCAUCACAUCGGGCCGGAAAGCAUGUCCGAGAUCCGACUCCUGGGCCUCAUCCUCAGCUCGAGCCUCGCCAUCAGCCUCCUCCUGCAUCUCGCAGAGGGUGGGAAUGGCAUCGAUGCGGCGGGCAUCUACAUCCUCAUUCUCCUCACGACCGGUUCGCACCUCUUCCUCGUACCCGUCUACGCUUGGCGUGCGUUGACGUGCUUCCGUCCAUGGUGGAACCCGCUCGCGUGGUCGGGCGAGGAGCAGCUUCGAAUCUUCCGCAUCGUCAGCUUCACCCUCAUCCUCGUCGUCUCCGCCGUCGCCGUCUGGUUCUUCUCAACCCAUGUGCCCCGGCUCGAGAGGGGGUGCCUGCAGUUUGGCUUCUUCUUCGGCAAGACGGCUCUGGAUGGGAACACGUCCUUUCUUGCCUUCAACGCCGUGCUGUACCUGCUCAUACUCCAGAUCUGCGUCGCCAUGGCCCUGGGUCACGUCAAGAGCCUGCGCCAUCUGCACCUGCUCUCCAACUUGACCGUCUUGGUCGUCCUCGUCUUCGCCGUCGAGCUCUCGGUGCGGUGGAACGAACUCUCGGGAUCCAGCGACAUGGACACCAGUGCACAGCUCAUCCCGCUGCUCGUCAGCAUCGGAAUCGUCGUCCGAUGCGCCUGUAUGCACUACGUCGAGGAGGGGGACGACGAGAGGUCGUCGGACCGACCAUCCGUACACUAUGAUUCGCAGACCGGGUGGGAGCCAGGUCAUUUCGAGACGGUUUGGCUGCCACAACGACCCGCAAGGGCGCGCACUCAAACGAGGCAUCGAUGA
This is a messenger RNA of Drechmeria coniospora, 891 nucleotides long. RefSeq lists its product as uncharacterized. Bases 1 to 891 code for a protein of 296 amino acids. The record is from RefSeq and is a predicted model, not a curated record. NCBI's taxonomy places the organism in Eukaryota, Fungi, Ascomycota, Sordariomycetes, Hypocreales, Ophiocordycipitaceae. The transcript has 2 exons.